AUGUCGCUGAAGCUACCGCCUGUAAUUAUGGACAAUGGGACGGGUUAUACUAAACUCGGCUUUGCUGGCAACAAUGCCCCGUCCUUUGUCUUUCCGACUGUAGUCGCCACUCGCGAUUCUCCCUCCGGCCAUGCCACCGGACCUUCUAUUCCAUCCAAACCCUCUCACCUUUCCUCAAAUAUUGCCUCCAAACGUGGAAUUGAAGAUCUUGAUUUCCAUAUUGGCGACGAGGCGAUAGCCAACAGUAAGACGUAUGGAUUGCAUUAUCCGAUAAGACAUGGACAGAUCGAGAAUUGGGAUCAUAUGGAAAGGUUUUGGGAGCAAAGCAUCUUCAAGUAUCUAAGAUGUGAGCCGGAAGAUCAUUAUUUCUUGUUGACAGAACCUCCAUUAAAUGCACCAGAAAAUCGUGAACAAACGGCUGAAAUUAUGUUCGAGUCAUUCAAUAUCCAAGGUUUAUAUAUUGCUGUUCAGGCCGUCUUAGCUUUGGCUGCUAGCUGGUCGUCGAAUAAGACAAGCGACUACGUGUUGACGGGAACUGUUAUUGAUAGCGGAGACGGUGUUACGCAUGUUAUACCAGUGGCAGAAGGUUACGUGAUCGGAUCGUCAUUAAAGCAUAUUCCAAUCGCCGGACGUGACCUCACAUACUUUGUCCAACAACUCCUCCGCGAUCACAACGAAACCUCCAUCCCUCCCGAGGAUUCACUCAAA
Paraglomus occultum is the source of this 708-nucleotide messenger RNA. Lineage: Eukaryota; Fungi; Glomeromycota; Glomeromycetes; Paraglomerales; Paraglomeraceae. The record is from the annotation of a GenBank genome assembly.